Messenger RNA from Tilletiopsis washingtonensis, 886 nucleotides. RefSeq names its product replication protein A, subunit RPA32. The record is from RefSeq and is a predicted model, not a curated record. Lineage: Eukaryota; Fungi; Basidiomycota; Exobasidiomycetes; Entylomatales. Gene Ontology annotation, molecular function: DNA binding. Gene Ontology annotation, biological process: DNA replication; double-strand break repair via homologous recombination; nucleotide-excision repair. The transcript has 7 exons. The coding region runs from base 1 to 765 and encodes 254 amino acids. Gene Ontology annotation, cellular component: site of double-strand break; DNA replication factor A complex; chromosome, telomeric region.
AUGAGCGGCUUCGACGGCGGCAACCCAUACGGCGCGAACUACAGCACGGGCGGCGGCUUCAUGGCCGGCGGCGAGGACAGCCCGAGCACCAAGAAGUCCGGCUCCAACAGUCUGCGGCCAGUGACGAUCCGGCAGAUCCUCAAUGCGCAGCAGCCGGCCGCUGAGGGCGACUUUACCAUCGACGGUGUGCAGCUUGGCCAGCUCACGUUCGUCGGCGUGGUGCGCAACGUGUCGUCCUUCCCGACGAACGUCUCGUACAGCGUCGAGGACGGCACGGGCAGCAUUGACGUGCGGCAGUGGCUGGACGGCAACGCUGAUGAGACGGGAAAGACGGACGGCAUUACGCAAAAUCGCUACAUUCGCGUGCUCGGCACGAUCAAGGCAUUCCAGAACAAGGUCUCGAUCUCUGCUGGCCACAUCCGGCCGAUCACCGACUUUGACGAGGUGAUGUUCCACAAGCUCGAGGCCAUCAACACGCAUCUGCAGCUGCUCAACGGCGCCGGCGCUUCGACUGGCGCCCCUCGCGCGGCGACUGGCGGCGCAGAGCAGAAGUUCUCGCACAUCGAGGACCCGCUGCAGCGCAAGGUGAUGGAGAGCAUCGCGUCGCUGGCCGAUGCGCACGAGGGCUCCGGCGUGCCCAUCGUGACUGUGGCGCGGCGCAUUGCGGGGUACAAGGAGCAGGACGUGCGCACCGCCGUCGAGAACCUGGUCACCGAGGGCUACCUCUUCACUGCUGAGGACGACGAGCACGUCCUGCCGAGCUGAGCGGUGCCGCGCCGGGCCGCUCGCUCUGCGUGUGGCCGGCCUACGAAGCAUUCUUCUCUGUACACCCUCCCUUCCUUCACCUGUACUCUAGUCCUGACUGCACACCAUCACUGCUUCCCUG